AUAACUGAUUCAUACCCGUUGAAAAAUCAAGCCAUUCUUACAAUACAAUUUGUUACUUAGAACUGGAAAAUUCAAUGUUAAGUUUUCUUAAACUAAAUCGGAAUUGAUAAUGUACUGAAAUCGUGAAAUCAUGAAGAUAUUUGGCAUAUUUUUGGUCACGUUGACCAUCCUCUUUUACGUAGCUGAUUGCCGACAUUUGGUUUCAAGGCCAAAAGAUCAUCAUGCUUCUUUACAUGAACGAGGAAGCAAGAAAGAGUACCUAAAUCUAGCCCCACUAUCCGAUGAUACCAUGAAUGCUGGCUUCGACAGCCUACCAAACAAUGAUAUUGCUGCCUUACAGAGUGACGUCAGCGAUUUUAAUCAAAUCCAAAGGGAUGAAUACUAUGAUCUAACUAAUGGUAUUCCGGACACCCUGCGACAGGCGGCAGCACAGGUUGUCGAAAAUAACCCUCAGGCAGGUUUAGACUACAGAGACACAGGGAUGCAAAGCUUCAAAGAUAGUUCAGAAAGUAGGCGGCCUCAAGAAAUUAGAGAAAAGAAUGAAGAGGAUGAAGCUGGAAAACAAGGGGAGAAAAUUCGAAGUGAGUCUGAUGGCCAAAACGAGGUUAAAACCGAUAACAAAAAAGAGGGUUCAAGUAAGGAAAGUGAAAACAGGAAAGACGAGAGCCAAAAAUCUCAGGGGAAAGAGGAAAAUGAACAUAAUAUACUGAAGAAUAAUGAGGAGAAAAUUAAUGAUAAUCAAACGUUUGAAAAGGAAACAGGAAAACCAGCGAAUGAUCAUAAAGAAAAAGAAGAUAAUCAGAGAUUUGAAAGUGGAAGAGAAAAACAGGAAUCAAAGAGUAACGAAGAGAAAACUGUUGGCAAGGGCAAGGAUGAUAAAGAAAGUGAAAAGGAAUUUGAAAAAAGCAAAGAUAAAAUGCAAAAAGGAUUUUCCAGUAAUGAGAAAGACGAAAAAAGCUCUCCGAAGUUUGAAGAUAAGAACUCAGAAUCAAAAGGAAAAUCUAACGAUGAUAAAGGAAGGGAAUCAGCAAAUUCGAAAGAAAGCGAAGAACAACAGAAGAAUUUUGAUGGAAAUAAAAGUACCGAUAAAGAAAGACAGGGUGAGAAUAAAAAUGAUCAUGAUGAGGGAAAACUGAAAGAAGUAAGUAACGGAAAAAACGAAAAUAAGGAAAGUAAGGGAUCUAAUGAGUUCAAGGAUAGUAGUAAAUCUAAUGAAGCAAGGCAAGAAGAGCAAAGAAAAGCUGAGGAUAAGAAUGAAAAUCAAUCUAACAAAAACAAAGAAAAAUACGAUAAUGGCAUUAAAGAAUUAAGCAACAAUGAAGAUAGACUUAAAAAUGCGCGUGAAAAAGGUGAAAAGGAACAGGAAGACAGCAAUCAAGAGAAAGAUUUUGGAAUAAAACAGAAGGAAAGGAAAGAAUCUUUAGUUAAUGAAGACCAAAAAACGAAGGAAAAUGGAAAGAAAGAGCAAGGUGAUGUGAAACCGGAAAAAGUUGCUGAAAAAUUCGAGAAGCAGCAAAGUGAAGAUCGGUUUCAGGGAAGUAAAAAUGAAGAAAAAGAAAGUGGAAGAAAGGGAGACCAAUCAAAAGAAGGACAAGUAAGUAAGGAGACGACAAAAGAUAACCAAAAUAAAGACGAGAAGAAUAAGGAAAAAAGUCAGAAGAAUGAAGAAAAUAAAUCAUUCUCUGAAAAUCGGAAAGAUAAUAAAGCUUUGAAUAAGGAAGAAGCAGAUUUGAAUGAUAGUGCCAACAGAGAUUCUGAGACAGAGAAUCAAGGUCCUGCAUCAAAUUACCAUGGCAAGAGUGAAAAUGCAGAGAAACAGAAGGCUUUUGACGGGAAAGACAGUCCAAAGCAGGAUGGUGAAAAGGGAGAAAACAAAGACAAUGGGAAUAGGGAAAAAUCUCGCGAAGAAAAGGAAGAGAAAUUCGGGGCACUGAACGAAAGCGGAAAGAAAGAAAAAGAUACGAAGGAAGAAAAAGAAAGAGAGGACAAUGACAAGGAGAGGCAUGGUCAAAAAGAGAACCAAAAGCAGGUACAACAGGCCGAAAAUUUGUUAGGGCACGAGCAGAAAAAAAUUAAAAAUAAUGAGAAAAAUUCAAAUAAUAAAGGUGAAAAUAAUAUGAAAAGUUCUGAAGGAAAAAAUGAUCAAAAGGAAGAAAAAGACGAGAGGAAACUUUCAAAGAAUGAAAACGAAGGAAAGGAGGAAAAAGCAAUGCUUUCGGACGAGCAAAUUGAAAAGAAUGCGAAAGUCGUUGUAAACCAAUUGAAACAGCUUCAGAAAAUUGCGCAAUCUUCAGACCCAGAUCCCUCAAAGAUAGAUGUUGGUAAGCUGCAUCCUGGUACGGUUAAGUUCCUUAAGAAACUUGGUGAGCAGCAUGAUUCUAGACAGAAAUCUAAAAAUGUAGGCAUGCAUGCCAGCGGUAGCACAGAGGGUGAAUCUCAAGAGUCUAGAGUAGCCCAAUACAGAAAGGGCGAGGGCUAUGAAACACAGGAUGUCAGAGAAUCUUCGAAAUCGGAGAGCAACGUGAAGGAAAACCGGAACGUGAAGAAGCCUUGCUCAAGAAGAUGCAACGGAUGUGGCUCUGCUGAUUGCAUGGAUAUGGACAUGGACAUGUCUUCACUAUGCGGAGGAAUGUCUGGUCCCCCAUGUGCAGCUGCUGCACCACCACCCCCACCUCCCCCACCACCACCACCACCACCCACCUCCUCCUCCACCACCGCCACCACACCACCUCCUCCUCCACCACCGCCACCACCGCCACCACCACCACCACCACCGCCGCCUCAGAUGGCAGUUUCAACACUUUGCGUUCCACUGCCAAGUGGUGACUGUGGCCCAUCGGCACCGCCGCCACCACCACCGCCACCGCCACCGCCGGCGUCAUCAGCAGGCUGCUCUGGUGCAAGUGCACCUUGUGCGAAACCAGCUGCUGCCGAUUGUGCAGAUGAUGAUGAUGAAGGCUGUGCACCAGCUCCCGUUCGCCCACCACCACCACCAUCUCCACCAUUGAAAUUCAAAAUGAUCCCACUAUGCUCAGUUGCGCCUUGCAAGCCAAAACCACCACCACCACCGCCACCACCGCCGCCGCCGCCAAAAUCUGGAGGUGCUGGUUGCAAUGGAGGCGGAGGAGGCGGAGGCUGUAAGGGGAUGAAGAUAAGCAUCACAUGCGAUCCAGGUGAUGAAAGUUGCGGUGGAGGCGGAAGCAAGCCACCACCUCCGCCAGCUCCUCCACCACCUCCCCCGCCACCACCACCACCACCACCGCCACCACCACCACCGCCGCCACCACCACCGCCGCCACCUCCUCCUUGUGAUGCUGGAUCGGUCUCUUGCGUUCCUUGUGCAGUUUCAGGAGGCGCACCUUGUGCACCGCCAGCCGCCGCAGCACCACCACCACCACCGCCGCCACCACCACCAGCACCGGCAGCCGCACCAUGCCCACCAGCAGGUGGAGAUGAUGGGGGCUGUUUCAUAGCUGCCCCCAAAGAGAAACCAAAAUAUAAAUUAAUACCCGUUGCAGACUGCGGAGAAGCUGCGGGGUCCUCAGGAGGUGCUGAUUGUGGUAAAGCACAAGGUGGAGGAGCAGCAGCAGCAGCAGGUCCUGAACCGAGCAUUCCUCUAAGCUGUUUGGAAGCAUUAAAAACGUUAAAAUUGAGUGGCGCAGCUGCUGGCAAGGAUGAAGAGGAUGGAGAAGGUUCGCCUGCGCAGAGUCCCAAAUGUGCGAAAAUGCUGAGUCAGUUGCUAAGCAACCAAGCCGAAAGCACUGCAAGCACAAUGAAGGUGCUGUCUUCCUUAUUACAAGAUGACGGAUGCUCUCUCAGCUCUGGGGAGCAGCAAGUUGCUGCAAAGAUGAUGGGAAAGCUUAUGCAAGGUGGCUGCUGCAAUGCCUUUUCCGGAGGCGGUGGAGGAGGAGCCAAGUCGCAAUCGAGCUCACUAGAGGAUGAUGGCGAACGAGAACCUGAAGCUGCCAACCACAAAUAUGAAAAAUACAUCACGCUUGGCCCAGACCACUGCUCAAGCAAACGGAAGCAUGCAAGAAGAAAGAAGCCAAAGUUUGCAUCUGAGCUUGACUCAAGAAUCCAUGACGAAGAUGACUCGAUUUCAAGAGAAAAUGUUCUGAAACGAGACGGCAGCUACGCCUCAAAAAAACAGGCAAUGAAAAAGGGCUUAGAAUUCAUUCAUAAGCAUUUGAAAAGAAAGUCGUUAUUGGAGAAACCAAGCAAAAGGCAGAAAAAGGAGAGUUUGUCAUCUGAUGCAGGUGCAAAAAGUUUCAAAAGAUCAACGGAAGGUAAGAAGCGUGGGCACCGUCAUCAUCAUCAUCAUCACCACCACCACCACCAUCAUCAUAAGCAUCAUCAUCGACACAAGUAAAAAGAUGUUAUUGCGUGAGUGUUUUAAUGGACACAACUUUUGUGGCCAAUCCAUGCUACGCUUAGAAGAUUUCCGGAUUGGAAGCACUUAUUCAUCUCCGAAACUUUGGAUUUGAAUCACACUUAGAUGCUACAAAAGAAGAGACAAAAUCAUAUAUUUUAAAGCAAUAUAGAUUUUCUAGCUCUGUUAAACUGAUUUUUCUAGCAUUUCCAGCUACUAAAUUAAAUAUCAAACAGUAAAUUUAAUGCUACAUUUUUUUUGCAAUUUAUCAUUGACAACAAAUAACUGGUUUAUUAUUCAAAUCAAAACACUCUUAUGCCAUACUAUUCUAGCUGAAACUUAACAAAAUGCUUUAUAUAUUCUGAUAAAUUUAAUGCUUAAAUUUUAAAGCUUAAAAAUACAACUUAAGUUACACUAUCUUAAAGACAUUGUCUUCAAAACAACCUAUCUCAUUAUAUCCUUUACCUCAUACCAUAUUUUUAUACAAUUAAUGACAUAAUAUCUUUAAAUUGUUGUAAAUUAGUGUUUGAAAUAAAAUUAGAUUUUUAGUUCAAUCAAUAUGAUAAAUGAUUUAUGUUAGAUAUAAUAAACAUUAAAAGAAACUGAAAAUCUUUA
Molecule: messenger RNA, 4984 nt
Organism: Rhopilema esculentum
Lineage: Eukaryota; Metazoa; Cnidaria; Scyphozoa; Rhizostomeae; Rhizostomatidae
Source: RefSeq, a predicted model, not a curated record